Penicillium olsonii is the source of this 2511-nucleotide messenger RNA. Lineage: Eukaryota; Fungi; Ascomycota; Eurotiomycetes; Eurotiales; Aspergillaceae. The record is from the annotation of a GenBank genome assembly.
AUGGCUCAAUUUGGUGCCGGAGAUGAAACUGUCUUCGAGCGUCUGCAACAGCGCGCAGACCCCAAGGUCCAGGAAGAGCAACAACAAGCCGUGAAUGAGCGCAUGCGAGCUAUUUACCAGAAAGCUCAAAGCCGUCUGGGAGAAUUGAUCGACGAGAACUCCACAUUGCCAUGUACCAUCUCCUCCGUUCAAGUCACCAAUGCACCCCACACUCGCCGAAGCUUCCUGGAGCGCAACUUGAACCCGCUUUUGAGUGCCAACAAGGGUCGGCCCCAUACAUUGGCUGAGGCGUUGCGGGAGAUAUCGGCUACUGCUGAUAAGCUUGGACGAUUCGACCUGUUCCACCAGCCUAUCUCGGUCUACUUGGACGAGUCGAAGGGUCAAAAUGGAAUGCGCAACAUCGACGUGUACCUGGCCACGCGCGAGAAGUCCCGCGUGCUACUGAAGACUGGAACCGAUCUUGGAAAUGCCGAGGGCUCUGCGUAUGGUAACCUUCUCUGGCGCAACAUCUUCGGUGGCGCCGAGACUCUGAAUCUGAAUGCCUCUCUCGGUACCCGCACCCGGUCCGCGUACCAGGCCGCCUUCGAAACCCCAAUCUUGGGUGACCCCGACUUCCGUCUGGAAGUUGGUGGCAUUGCGAGCUCCACGCAGAAAUCCUGGGCGAGCCACGAAGAGGUGCUGAAAGGCGGUUGGAGCAAGCUCCGUUGGAUGUCCAAGUCGGGCCACCGUCAUGAACUGGGUUACAACGGGUUCUGGAGACAACUUACCGGUCUUGCUGAGAACGCUUCUCCCACUGUCCGUGCGGAUGCUGGCGACAGUGUGAAGAGUAGCAUUUUCCACAGCUGGGUCAAUGACCAGCGUGACAAUGCCCUUCUCCCAUCCCGCGGGUACUACACCAAGAUCUUCAACGAGCUGGCUGGAUUUGGUCCCCUCAAAGGUGAUGUUUCCUUCUUCAAGUCCGAGAUCGAAACACAAGGUGCCGUCCCCAUCCCCAUCCCUGGAAUUAAAGGCGACAGCGGUGUCAGCUUUACUACUGGAUUCCGCGCCGGCCUCCUCUACCCCUUGGGACUUGACUCCAACUCUCGACCCCAGCUCUCUCGGGUCAACGAUCGUUUCCAGCUCGGAGGACCCACCGAUGUCCGCGGAUUCCGCCUCUGUGGCCUUGGCCCCCGCGAGGGAGUUGACUCCCUGGGCGGAGAUGUUUAUGCCGCCGGUAGUGCCAACUUGCUGUUCCCUCUCCCUCGUCUCGGAGCCGAAAAACCCGUUCGCUUCCAGGCUUUCCUGAACGGUGGCCGCCUGCUCUCUCUUCAAACCUCUCAAAAAGCCGCUCCUACCACCAAUGGCGAGGUGCAGGAUGCCAUGGUCUCUACUCUCUCUGAACUACAGAAUGGUCUGCCCAGCGUUGCGGCAGGGUUCGGAAUUGUCUAUGCCCACCCUGUCGCUCGCUUCGAGCUGAACUUCUCCCUGCCCCUGGUGCUGCGAAAGGGCGAAGAAGGCCGCAAGGGCUUGCAGCUGGGAAUCGGCAUCAACUUCCUUUAUGCUCUCUCCUCUCUUGCCGCCACGGCAAUGGCUCAAUACUACCCCCAACAACAGGGCUACGCCCCUCAAGGCUCCGCACAAAACCUCCAGUUCUUCCCCUCGUCCUACUCCUCUGUUUCUGGCCACACGACCCCUUCACAAGCAUCGUAUGGUGCCGGAUUCGGGGCCGCUCCCAAUCCCUCCGCACAGGCUUAUCCAGCUGCCGGCGCGUAUGGCUUCGGAUCACCGGCCGCUGGCGUCAGUGGACGCAUGGGCGACCAAGGCGGCCUGAGAACCGGUUGGUUAGCUGCGUUUGGCACGGAGGGGUAUGACGGGGAGCCGCCGUUGCUCGAGGAGCUAGGGGUCAACUUUGAACAUAUCCGCACCAAGACUUUGACCGUUCUCAAUCCCUUUGCUUCGAUCGAUAAUCAUCUUAUGGACGAUAGUGAUCUCUACGGAGCAUUGCUUUACAUCGUCCUGUACGGUACUUUCCUGCUCCUCUCCGGAAAGGUCUUCUAUGGUUAUAUCUACGGCGUGGCGGUCUUUGGCACCGUUGCCUUGCACAUGAUUCUCAGCCUCAUGUCCCCCGCCCUCGACACAGCUUCCACCCCCAACGCCGCCGACCCUAACAACUAUAACCCUCACCACAAACCUUCCAUGUCCAACGCCUCCACUGCCGGUCAUUUCUCCGCUACCCUGACCUUCCCUCGGUCCGCCAGUGUUCUGGGCUACUGCUUCCUCCCCUUGGUCCUUACAAGUCUGAUUGGCAUCCUUGUCCCGAUGGAUACCUUGUUCGGAUAUCUGCUGACCAUUGCCGCCGUUGGCUGGUGUACUUACAGCUCCUCGGGCAUGUUCUGUGCGGUGGCACGCAUGAGUGGGAUGCGGGGACUGGUAGCCUACCCGCUGGCCUUGUUCUAUGUGGUCUUUGGGAUCAUGGGCAUCUUCUCUUCUCGUGGCUCUGGCUCGCUCGCCGCGAAAACGGGUGCAGCUUGA